GUCAUUUCAAGUAAAAUACAAACAAAUUGCUGAAAAAUAUUUUUCGUAAAUUAGUAAAAAUGGGUUUGUUUGGAAAAUCGCCCGAAAGAAAUCCUAAAGAAAUGGUAAAUGAAUGGUCUCACAAGCUGAGAAAGGAAGGAUAUAAUUUGGACAGACAAAUACGAGCAAUACAAAGAGAGGAGGAAAAAAUAAAGAGGUCCCUCAAGGAAGCCGCCACCAAGAAUGACAAGCAAGUGUGUACAAUAUUGGCCAAAGAAAUCAUCAGGUCGCGGAAAGCCGUCAGCAAAAUAUACACAAGCAAAGCCCACCUCAACUCUGUACAGAUGCAGAUGAAAAACCAAUUAGCCACUCUGAGGGUAGCGGGUUCAUUGCAGAAAUCAACAGAGGUGAUGCAAGCGAUGCAGCAGCUCCUCCGCCUGCCAGAGAUUGCACACACGAUGCAGGAGCUCAGCAAGGAGAUGAUGAAGGCGGGUAUCAUCGAAGAGAUGCUGGACGAGACCAUGUCCGGCAUGGAGGAUGAGGAGGAGAUGGAGGAAGCGGCGCAGACUGAGGUGGAUAAGGUGCUCUGGGAGUUAACACAGGGCAAGCUGGGCGAAGCGCCCGCGCCGCCGACCGCCGCUGCCGCCGCCGCCGCCAGCGUGGAGCCCGAGAGAGAGGAGCAGCCCGACGAGGGCGAGUUGGACGAGAUGCAGUCGCGGCUGGAGGCGCUGCGGUCGUAGAUAAAAGUUCGACGUAAAGAUUAUACGAAGACAAGAAACAAUAUAGUGAGAUGCGCCACUGCAUUUAUAGAGUAUCGAAGCAGGCUUCCGCGUUUAAUUGUUAUGAAAUAAAAUGAAAGCAAUGAAAUAAUGUACAGGCUUACAAGGCACAAUGUGAUAAAAACCUCAAUUUUGUCUCACCGCGUUUUUCUCUCAAUAUACUAUAGUCAGGGCCCGAUCUAGGGGGGUGGAAACCGGGCAAUUGCCCGGGGCGGCAAAAAUGAGGAGCGGCAAAUUGAGAGCGGCGCGGUGCGGUGUCGGUGGCCUUCGUACGCGAAUCCAACUCGCACUUGGCCGGUUUUGGGGCGGCAAUUAUUAUUUUGCCCGGAGCGGCGAAAUAGCUGGAUCGGGCGCUGACUAUAGUUGAUAGCUAUAUAAACAUUAGUAAAACUCCGAGAUCGAUAUUCUGAUGGUGGAUGGUUUGGAACGUCAAUGGCAUUUCCUUGGGGGCUGUCACUCGAAGUGUGUGUUCCGAAAUAUAGGUAACCAAGUCUACCGGCUAGUAAACUGUAAAGUUGUGAUGACGUCAUCAAACGACGCCAUUUGACACUUUAAAAAUAUUUUUCAGACUCCUUCCUGGCUACCUCUUGGCUCAAUGGCUAAUGACAUCAUUGGAACGAAUUAACACGUUCCAAUCAUGUCAUUAUUGAGCCAAGAGGUAGCCAGGAAGGAGUGAUAUUUUUAAAAUGUCAAUUUACAAUAUGGCGGCGUUAAUUCCGAUAUUUGUCACACUCUUAUUUAUUUAUUUUAUCAAAUUGGAAAAACUUACGGCAUAUAACAAUUAAUAAGUCUAGAAAUAAUACAUAUUAAAAUAUCGCUAACAUGCCAAUAAUAAGUUUUUGCUGUUGUGUAGUUAAAGCUAAAAUUAACAUUUCAAACAAAAUAACAUCCCUGUAAGUCUGUAAUUCAUAAUUACGUUUUCCUUUAGUCUUCUCGUGCACAGAUAUUUUCCAAACAGCUUUUAAGCUAAUUUCAAAUUAUAAGAAAAAACAUAUUUAUUUUAGUAGGUUAGGUUUCUUGUAGCUUUCGCACUUUUAUAGAAUCAGAAAUAGUAUAGAAUCUUUCAAUUGUUUUAUUUAUGUAAUUUUAUAUAAGUAAAUUUUGUCUUCUCUGUCUGUAGUUCAAGUUUUGUGAAUUUGUUUACUGAAGUAACAACUGCCUUGGGGGCGACUAACCCAAAAUUUUCGAUUUUAUAAUUCAUUUUUAGGGUUC
Messenger RNA from Aricia agestis (brown argus), 1970 nucleotides. It is a transcript of the gene Vps24, whose product is annotated as charged multivesicular body protein 3. Bases 60 to 719 code for a protein of 219 amino acids. Gene Ontology annotation, biological process: late endosome to vacuole transport; protein transport; endosome transport via multivesicular body sorting pathway. NCBI's taxonomy places the organism in Eukaryota, Metazoa, Arthropoda, Insecta, Lepidoptera, Lycaenidae. Gene Ontology annotation, cellular component: multivesicular body; ESCRT III complex. The record is from RefSeq and is a predicted model, not a curated record. The transcript has 7 exons.